UUUUUGGACGCAAUUUGUCGUCAAUUCGGCGACACUUUUGACGACAAUUUGAGACAACGAUUGCGACAAUUGGAAGACAAACAUCAGAGCGCGCUCUCCGCCCGUCCGCCGCCCGAAGUGCGCCCGAAGAGCGCCGACAGUGCGCCCAAUAGUUGCCGGAAACGGAAGUACGAGUUCGCGUGCGAUUGGAUUGGCUGUGAGUUCGUGACGAACCGGAAGUCGCGACUUCGCGCGCAUCUCAACCGCCAUUGCGGUCUUCGACCGUUUCGGUGCGAGAAAUGCGGAAAAGAGUUCGUCGGAAAGGAAGCGCUUUCCGCUCACGAGAAGGCCGUCCACUCGACGCCCACCGCCACCACGUGUGUGGCGAUAGAGUGCGCGCGACGACAGCGCCGCCCUGUAGUCGUGGUUCGCGAGGAGCGGCCCUUCGCGUGCCCUUCGUGUGACUACCGGUCGCGCACUCGACAGGCUCUCCGCGAACACGCGUCGACGCACGCGCAGAGGUGAUCUCUGAAAUGCGAUUUCUGCGAAAAGCGGUUCAAAAACCGGAAACAGAUUCGAAGCCAUGUUUUGACGCAUUCUUCGGAUCCGCUCUUCAAGUGCUCGGAAGACAACUGUUC
This is a messenger RNA of Oppiella nova, 617 nucleotides long. The record is from the annotation of a GenBank genome assembly. NCBI's taxonomy places the organism in Eukaryota, Metazoa, Arthropoda, Arachnida, Sarcoptiformes, Oppiidae.